Messenger RNA from Candoia aspera, 11062 nucleotides. RefSeq names its product ASH1 like histone lysine methyltransferase (gene ASH1L). Gene Ontology annotation, molecular function: protein binding; histone H3K4 methyltransferase activity; chromatin binding. Bases 203 to 9364 code for a protein of 3053 amino acids. The record is from RefSeq and is a predicted model, not a curated record. Gene Ontology annotation, cellular component: nucleoplasm; nucleus. The transcript is spliced from 28 exons. Gene Ontology annotation, biological process: regulation of DNA-templated transcription. NCBI's taxonomy places the organism in Eukaryota, Metazoa, Chordata, Lepidosauria, Squamata, Candoiidae.
CGAGCGAGCGAGCGGGCGGGCGGGCAGGCGGGCGUCAAGCAGCCAUCCGGGCGGGGGGCCCGGCCUGCGGGAUGAGGCGGCGCGGAGGCGCCCGAGCCGGGCCUGGCCGUGAGACGUGAGAAGAUGCUGGCUGCGGACCGCCGCCACCGCCGCGCGCCUGCCGUCUUUUAAGAAGAGAAACGUUGCAACGGCACGUGCUGUGAUGGACCCUCAGAAUACUGCUAUGUUAGGGUUGGGCUCUGGUUCUGAAGGGUUUUCUGGGAAAAGCCCCUCGGCCGUUGUCACGGGCGCCACAGGCGCUAGGAGAGAAACAGAGCUCGAUGGUAACGCGAAGGAGGAAGAGGAAGAGAAGCGGGGUCCGAAGAGCGGCAGCGAGGAGGCUGGCAAGGACGGAAACCUGUCAGAUGCCCAGCAGCAGUUUUCUGUGAAGGAAACAAACUUUUCCGAAGGGAACUUAAAGCUGAAGAUUGGCCUCCAGGCUAAGAGAACUAAAAAACCGCCCAAGAAUUUGGAAAAUUAUGUCUGUCGCCCUGCCAUAAAAACCACUAUUAAACAGCCCAGGAGGGCGCAGAAAGUCGUGAAGAUGAGCGCGGAGAAGAACGAUCCUGGGUCUGCAAAGCAAGACCCGUCAAAGCUGUACAAGAAAAGUGGAGAAGCCGGUGCCACAGUUGAAAGCUUGCUUGCCGAUACCAGAGUGAGAGAAAGCAGCCCAGCUUUGAAGAAGCUUUCCCCGCUGCGUCCGGAGGGGGUAGAAUAUGGGAAGUCCACCCUCUCUACACCGGUCGGUAGCUGCGAUCCAGACUCGAAAGAGAGAGCCCAGGGAAACGGAGCACCGACAGUAACAGAGAAACUGGCCCAGCUUAUAGCAACCUGCCCUCCAGCAAAAUCUUCCAAACCAAAGCAGAAGAAGCCACCCAUGACUAUUGUGUCUGGAUUUGCUAAGGAUUCUGGAAAGAAGCUGCCAGCAGUUGGGGCCGCCGCUGCAGUGUCAGUUAGCAAGGGCUUCCUAAAGAAACCAUCUGGAAGUGGCGUGGUCGGCCUAGAUUUGGGUGCCAAGGAGUUUGCAAAGAAAUCACCAGGGACUGGUGCUGCUGGUGGUGGUGGUUUAAUUAGUAAGGAAAACGGGAGCAAAAAGCAGCCAGGGCCCUGCCCAAGCAUGGCUGGGCUCGUCAGCAAGGAUUGUGGGAAAAAGGCGCCGCUGCUUAGCUCUCCGGUGGGAUUGGUCAGCAAGGAAAGUGGCAGGAAACCCCUCGUGACCAGCAUGCCCAUUGGAAUGGCCGGCAAAGACUCCGGGAAAAGGCUGCUUGGGACCAGCAGUCCGGCUGGAUUGGUUAACAAGGAUCCCGGGAAAAAAUUGCCAGGCAUUGUCAGUCCGCCUGGACUGAUGAGUAAAGACUCAGUAAAAAAGCUUCCAUUACCAGGGAGCGCCGUUGGAUUAUUUAAUAAGGAUGUUGCAAAGAGGCACCUUGGGUCCGACAGCCCAGUCGGAUUGGUUAGCAAGGACUCUGGAAAGAAGCCGCCAAGUUUUGGUACCUCGAGCGGAUUGCUUAACAAAGACUCUGGGAAGAAGCCAUUGGGGGCCGGGGGCCCAAUUGGGUUGAUGGUUAAAGAGUCUGGCAAGAAGCCCUUGGGGGUGGGCAUUAUGGUCUCUUUGACUUCGAAGGACUCUGGGAAGAAAUUGGCGGGGAGCGCCAGCUUGUGUGGGCUAGCCAGCAAGGACUUGGGGGCCCCGAAAGCCGACACCGCUAACCCCCCCGCAGACCUCUACAAGCGGUGUUGCGGCAGCAACUUAGUAACCCUGGAGAGCCAUGUCCCUGCGGGCCUUCUGAAGGACGGGGCUGGUGGUAAACCUUUGGAAAAGCAUGUGGCGAGGCAGAAUAAAGACGGCAUCCCCGAAAAGUUGCCGGCACACCGAGAGGUUUCCGGCGGAGGCAGAGAAGGUGCCUGCAGCCAGCAGGACAGCUCCCCCAGCGAGUCGUCGAAGCAAGAGAAACACCUCCCGGUGUAUUGCACUUCUCCCGAGUUCAGGGUGGCGGGAGGCGCGUCUGAUAUCUCCACUGCCAAGUCUCCAUUCAGUGCUGUGGGGGAGGGGGGUCUCCCGUCCCCCUCCCCAACCGCAUCCAUCACUCCUUUAACCCACGGCCCCGCCACGACGACGUUGCCUCAGGCAGCUUCCAACCCGUUGCAUUCAAACCACGCGCCUGAGCUCUCCGACAGCCUUUCUGAGCAGAGCAGCAAGACCCCCUCGGCCUCCGAUGGCGCGCGCUCCAGCCUGAACAGGCUGGCGAGUCCUGGGUUGUAUGCGACCAGCAAAGGGGUCGGGAGGGAGUCCAGCAAUCCUAAUCCCGUCUGCACGGAGGAUGCCAAGCCGGGUCCCGCCGCCGGCAGAAAAGCCAGCCUGGUCGCUGAGUCAAGCAUCCGUGUUCCCAUCGCCCCGUCGGUGGUCAGCUUCUCCAGCUUGUUCAACAACAAGCCCUUCCUGAAGAUGGGAGCUGUGAGCCCCUUAGGGAAACCGAGGCCGGGCACGGAGGCCCUGCGGAGCAGCAGCAGCGCCACCGACUCCCAGAGCAAGCCCUUGAAGAAGAGGAAGGGGAGGAAGCCGCGCUGGACUAAAGUGGUCUCCAGGAGCGCCUGCCGGUCUCCCAAAGACCUCGAGCUAGGAAGGCCUGAGCUUUUGAAAAACGUGUCUUGCGGCACGCUGUCAAAUGGCAGCCUGGACCAGGCCAAGCUCUUUGAAAGCGCCGGCCCGCCCUCCUUUGCCCAGCAUGAGUUCCUCAAGCGCCACCUGCCCAAGCUGAGCAAAACCAGCGGCAUGCAGCCCCUCUCCCUGCUUGGCAGCAUGGAGAAGGAAUCCAGCAAAUUUUACAGCCCCCACAUGCCGACCCCCAUGGGCUGCCUUUCAGACGACCUGUUCCCCGAAAUGUACAAGUCCAAAAGGGGCCGAUCCAAGCCCAAAGAGAUGCCCCAGCUGGAGGGGCCCCCCAAGCGGACCCUGAAGAUCCCGGCUUCCAAGGUCUUCUCGGUGCAGUCAAAGGAAGAGCGGGAACCUCCGGUGUUGCACCCCGAAGUCGAAAUCCCUUCUCUGCGGCAGAGCCUCGCGGGGCAGGCUUUCCCGAAGAAGAGGGGCCGGCCCAAACGGCAGAUCCGGUCGGGGGUCAAGAUGAAGCCGCCUGUCCUCUCCGCCGCCCCUUUUGUUGCCGCUGAGGGCGCAGACGCAAUGGAGACCACGCUUGACCAGCCACCCGGUGAAGGCUUCUUCAGAGCGUCGAGCCAGCUGGGUGGUCCCGAGGAGAACGGAGAGUCGAGCACCGGCAGCACCACCGACCACGAGGGAGAGCCGGACUGCAAGGGGGCCAAGCGCCGCAACGGGCUGCUCAUGAAAACCAUCAUCCGGAAGAUCAACAAGAUGAAGACGCUGAAGAGGAAGAAGAUCCUCAACCAAAUCCUUUCGUCGUCGACAGCGGCGGAGCCAAGCAAGGGGAGAGUGCAGUCCCGGCUCCACACGACGGUCUCAACCCUCGCGGCCACAUUUGGCACCAAGCUGGGCCAGCAGAUCAACGUGAGCAAGAAGGGGACGAUCUACAUAGGGAAGAGGCGGGGCAGGAAGCCGAAAGCCAGCCUGAACAGCCUUCUGGCCGCCGGCUCUGCCGGUUUCGCCGUUCUCGACAAAUCGGCCCAACAGGCCACCGGGGGGAUGCUGGGGCAAGCCGGGCCCCCGCUGCUGCCUUCCGGCCCCAGUAAUAACCCUGAGGUUCUCCCUUCGCCUGUCUGUUCCCAGUCUUCGGGCACAAGCGGGGGGCAGAGCCCCAUCAGCAGCGACACGAGCUUCGUGGAGCCCAAUUCUGUGCCGUACCUGCACCUCCACGGCCGGCCGGGCAGCGUGGUCCAGACCCUGGCGAUGCGGAAGGCCUCCCGCGCCCGGCGGAGGCUCUCCCCGCCCACCCUCCUCCCCAACUCCCCCUCCCACACGAGUGAGCUCGGCUCCCUGAAGGAGGCCACGCCGUCGCCCAUCAGCGAGUCGCACAGCGACGAGGCCGUCCCGAGCGACAGCGGGAUCGGGACGGACAACAACAGCACGUCGGACCGGGCCGAGAAGCUCUGCGGCCCGAAGAAGCGCCGGCACUCCUUCGACCACGUCUCCCUGGCGCCCCCGGAGGCCUCGGCCGCCCUGAGCGGCCUGAAGGAGAAGCACAAGCACAAGUGCAAGCGCCGCGGUCACGACUACCUGGCCUACGACAAGCUGAAGCGGCGGAAGCGGAAGAAGAAGCUCGCCCAGCUGCGGGGCCGGCAGGACCCGGACUUCCUGGCAGAGCUGGAGGAGCUGAUCGGCCGCCUGAGCGAGAUCCGGAUCACCCACCGCAGCCACCACUUCGUCCCCCGGGACCUGCUGCCCACCAUCUUCCGCAUCAACUUCAACAGCCUCUACGCCCACCCCACCUUCUCCCUGGACCCUUUGCACUACAUCCGGAAGCCCGACCUGAAGAAGAAGAGGGGCCGCCCCCCAAAGAUGCGGGAGGCCGUGGCGGAGGUGCCCUUCGUGCACAGCCUCAGCUUCCCGCUUUCCAGCACGGGCUUCUACCCCUCCUAUGGAAUGCCUUACUCCCCUUCGCCCCUGGCCGCCCCCAUCGGCCUGGGCUACUACGGACGGUACCCCCCGACUCUCUACCCCCCUCCCCCUUCCCCCUCUUUUACGGCCCCGCUCCCCCCACCCUCUUACGUGCACGCGGGCCACCUGCUGCUCAACCCGGCCAAGUACCACAAGAAGAAGCACAAGCUGCUGCGCCAGGAGGCCUUCCUCACGGCCAGCCGGGCCCCACUCCUCUCCAUGAGCACCUACCACCCCAGCGUCCCGCCCGAGAUGGCCUACAGCUGGAUGCUGGAACACAAGCACCGCCACCGGCACAAGCACCGGGAGCACCGCUCCUCGGAGCAGCCCCAGGUCUCCCUCGAGGCCUUGGCCCCCGCGGGCUCUCCGCGGACCGUCCUGGAGUCCCUGAAGCGCUACCGGUUCGGGAAGGAGGCCGUGGGCGAGAGGUUCAAGCACAAGGAGAAGCAUCGCUGCCACCUGGCCUGCCCUCACCUGUCCCCUCCGAAGGGCCUGCUUGGCCGAGAGGAGCAGUGGGCCCGGAGGGAGGCGGCGGAAACCUCCCCCCUGACCUUGGGAAUACAGGCCCCUUUGCAGAUCGACUGUCCGGAUUCUCCCCCCAGCCUGCCGCUGGGGAGGUUCACUCCGAGCUCCGAGCCAGCCAGCAGCGACGAGCACACCAACCUUUUCGCCAGUGCAAUAGGCAGCUGCCGCCCCGCUGGCUCGGCCAGCGCCGGCGGGCGCAAGAAACCGUCGGACGGCUCAGGACUCUUCGGCCCCCAAGAGGCAUCGCUCGGCCGCCCCCUCCGAAAGGAGGCCUUACCUCCCCUUGAGAAGGCCGGGCAGGCCCUUUCAGGCACGCUUCCAGUUCAGGAAAAGCUCUCGCAGAGACCAAUGGAGGGCACCGGUUCCAGCCCGUCCAGGAAGAGGUCUUCGUCUGAGAGCACAUCUUCUACAGUAAUUGGGAUGCCAGCGCGGAGUACAAGACUGGGCCCCGGCUUGGAGGAUCCCGCGGAUAAUCUUCUGCAGCGCAUGACUCACCACGAGAGCCAGGGGGCGCUGGAGAAGACCCUCGAGUCCGUCAUGGCUAACGUGCCGGCCCUGCCCUCGGACAGCCCCAGUCGAAGCCCCGGCAGGGAGAAGUCAGGCGAGCUCUUGAUCUCUGGGAAUUCGGUCAGCGACGGCAUCUCGCUCCUUUCUGGCCGGUUGCCGAGCGGCUGCUCCUCACACCACCUCAAGAGGAGCAUGGUGGAGGCCAUGCAGUGCCAGGCCCGGAAGAUGUGCAAUUAUGACAAGAUCUUGGCCACGAAGAAGAACCUGGACCACGUGAACAAAAUCCUCAAGGCCAAGAAGCUCCAGCGACAAUCACGGACCGGCAAUAACUUUGUGAAGCGCCGACCCGGGAGGCCCCGGAAGUACCCCUCGGCGCCGGGGGUCUCCGCGCACGUGCUCCAGGCGGGCCGAUUCGUCGGCCUCGAGCUCGGCGGCAGGGAAGGGGGCUGCCUCCUCCACCGUGGCCCCGACACGGUCACCGAUGCCAUCGAGUCGGUGGUGCAGGGGGUGAGCGUGAAGGGCUCGAAGAGGAAGCGGUGGUUGGAAGAGGAGCAGGCUCGGAAGAAGCAGAGGCCUCUCCCCAGCGACGAGCAGGAGAGCCCUAAAAGCUUUUCAGAAGCUGCACCCGACCCCCCUCCCGCCCCUCCUCCCCCUCCUCCUCCCCUCCCUCCCCCUCCUCCCCCUCCUCCCCCCGUGGAGGCUGCUGGGAAGCCCCGUGAGCCGGAGAGCAUCAAACAGCCUUCGGCCCCCCUGGUCCAGCGUGAGAAGAAAGCUCCACGUCCUCCGAAAAAGAAGUACCAGAAGGCUGGGCUGUAUUCUGAUGUGUACAAGACCACCGACCCCAAAAGCCGUCUGAUCCAGUUAAAGAAAGAGAAACUGGAGUACACACCCGGAGAACAUGAAUACGGAUUGUUCCCUGCGCCUAUUCACGUAGGAAAAUACCUUCGGCAAAAGCGAAUAGACUUCCAGUUGCCUUAUGACAUUCUCUGGCAGUGGAAACAUAAUCAGCUGUAUAAAAAGCCAGACGUCCCGCUUUAUAAAAAAAUCCGCUCGAAUGUUUAUGUGGACGUGAAACCUUUGUCUGGUUACGAAGCCACCACUUGCAACUGCAAAAAACCCGAAGACAGCAGGAAAAGCGGGUGCUUGGAUGACUGUUUGAACAGGAUGAUCUUUGCCGAGUGCUCCCCCAACACGUGUCCCUGCGGGGAGCAGUGCUGCAACCAGCGGAUCCAGAGGCACGAGUGGGUGCAGUGCCUUGAGCGCUUCCGAGCCGAGGGGAAAGGCUGGGGCAUCCGCACCAAGGAGUCCCUGAAAGCCGGGCAGUUCAUCAUCGAGUACUUGGGGGAGGUGGUCAGCGAGCAGGAGUUCAGGAACCGGAUGAUCGAGCAGUACCACAACCACAGCGAUCACUACUGCCUCAACCUGGACAGCGGGAUGGUGAUCGACAGCUACCGCAUGGGCAACGAGGCCCGCUUCAUCAACCACAGCUGCAACCCGAACUGCGAGAUGCAGAAAUGGUCUGUCAACGGUGUUUACAGGAUUGGACUUUACGCUUUGAAGGACAUGCCUGCUGGCACCGAGCUGACCUACGACUACAAUUUCCACUCCUUCAACGUGGAGAAGCAGCAACUCUGCAAGUGCGGCUUCGACAAGUGCAGGGGGAUCAUCGGAGGCAAGAGCCAGCGGGUGAACGGCCUGCUCAGCAAAGCCAACCAGACGGUCACAGCGCAGAGGCGGCCGAGCCGGUCGAAAGAGAAGAGGAAAUCCAAGCACAAGUUGAAAAAGAGGAAGGGCCACGUUCCCGAAGAGCCCAGCGAAAACUCAAGCCCCCCAACUCGGUUGACUCCCCAACUGCAGAUGAAGCCCAUGUCCAACAGGGAAAGGAAUUUCGUGCUGAAGCACCACGUUUUCCUGGUGCGCAAUUGGGACAAGAUCCGGCAGAAGCAGGAGGAGGUCAAGCAUGUCAACGAUAACCUCCACUCGCCCUCACUCUACACCCGCUGGAAUGGGAUAUGUCGGGACGACGGCAACAUCAAAUCCGAUGUCUUCAUGACCCAGUUCUCUGCCCUGCAGACGGCCCGCUCGGUGAGGACCCGGCGGCUGGCGGCCGCUGAAGAGAACCUCGAAGUUGCCCGGGCAGCCCGCCUGGCGCAGAUCUUCAAGGAGAUUUGCGACGGCAUCAUUGCAUACAAAGAUUCCUCCAGGCAAGUCCUGGCAACUCCUCUGCUGGUUCUUCCCCCCAAAAAAAAAAAUGCCGAUUACUACGAGAAGAUCUCGGAUCCCCUCGACCUCACCACCAUCGAGAAGCAGAUCCUGACGGGCUAUUACAAAACGGUGGAAGCUUUUGACGGGGACAUGUUGAAGGUCUUCCGCAAUGCUGAGAAAUACUACGGCAGGAAGUCCCCGAUCGGGCGGGACGUCUGCCGGCUGCGGAAGGCCUACUACAACGCCCGCCACGAAGCCGCCGCUCAGAUCGACGAGAUUGUGGGGGAGACGGCGAGCGAGGCGGACAGCAGCGAGACCUCCAUGUGCGAGAAGGAAAGCGGGCACGAGAAAGACGAGGACAUCAUCCGCUGCGUCUGCGGCUUGUACAAAGACGAAGGGCUCAUGAUCCAGUGUGACAAGUGCAUGGUUUGGCAGCACUGCGACUGCAUGGGAGUGAACUCGGACGUCGAGCACUAUUUGUGCGAACAGUGCGAGGCACGCGCGGUGGACAGGGAGGUGCCGAUGAUUCCCCGGCCUCAUUACGCCCAGCCUGGCUGCGUUUACUUCAUCUGCCUGUUACGGGACGAUCUCUUGCUGCGCCAAGGAGACUGCGUGUACCUGAUGCGAGACAGCCGGAGGACCCCCGACGGUCACCCCGUCCGGCAGUCGUAUCGCCUGCUGUCCCACAUCAACCGCGAGAGGCUCGACAUCUUCCGCAUUGAGAAGCUCUGGAAAAAUGAGAAGGGGGAACGGUUCGCUUUCGGCCACCACUACUUCCGCCCGCACGAAACCCAUCAUUCCCCUUCCCGGAAGUUCUACCACAACGAGCUCUUCCGGGUGCCGCUGUACGAGAUCAUCCCUCUGGAGGCUGUGGUGGGGACCUGCUGCGUGCUGGACCUCUACACUUACUGCAAAGGCAAACCAAAAGGAGUGAAGGAGCAGGACGUGUACAUCUGCGACUACCGCCUCGACAAGUCGGCCCACCUCUUCUACAAGAUCCACCGCAACCGCUACCCGGUGUGCACCAAAUCGUACGCCUUCGACCACUUCCCGAAAAGGCUGACGCCGAAGAGAGACUUCUCGCCUCAUUACGUGCCGGACAACUACAAGCGGAACGGAGGCAGGUCGUCUUGGAAGUCCGACCGUUCCAAGCCCCAGAACAAAGACCUGGCUCCGGAGGAAGAGCCCCUGCCGCUCCUGGAAGAGGUGGCCACCAACCCUGAGCCGACUCCUGGCGAGCAGCCGGCCCACCCCGAGGAGCCCGAGAAGGAGGCCCCUCCCCAGGAGAACGGCGAGGUGGAUAAAAAGGGGGAGGAGGGCAGCCCUGUGCCCACAGGGCCUUGCACCCUGGAAGAACGCCGGCACCUGCAGCGGGAACGGCUGAACCAAAUACUUCUUACUCUCCUAGAGAAAAUCCCAGGAAAAAACGCCAUCGACGUCACGUACCUGCUGGAGGAAGGAUCCGGGCGGAAGCUGCGACGUCGCACCCUGAUCCUCCCAGAGAGCAGCUGCAGGAAGUGAGCCCGCGGCCCCGGAGCAGGGCGCGGUUCGGAGUUCUCCGGUGUGGCCGGGUGCGAGACUGACAGCUGGGCAAGGCCUUGACCGACCGCCUUCCUGCGCCUUUCCACGCGUUGGGACGGGGUGGUGGAGCAGAAGGAAACUGACGACACGGUUCUGUAGCACUUACACCCUGCGCUUCCUCGGGUGGGCAAGCCACCUCCCUCCCCCCAGGAGCGCUCGGCGGGAUGCGUGGGGGGCCGGGCACGCCUUCUCGUCCCUGUUAAAGGUACUAAAGGAAAACCUUGGGUUCUUUGUCCCAGGGACAGUCACAGUUUAAUUUAUUAUCCCCCCCCCCGCCCCACCUCGCUCUGACGGCCACGUUCAGAGGAAGGAAAAUGAAGCGUACCCUGGGGGGGCAGCGGCAGAGCACCAAGUUCGGACCUGCUCUCCUCCCCGUGCGCCUCAUUGCUCCUGGCCCUGCCCGCCUCCGAACGGGCAGCCGGAUGGCGGGGGGGUUAAGGGGACAGCGAGUGGCACCGCCCGGCCCCCAGAGGUCCAGCAUCCAGAGCCUUGGCAAACCAGUCCCUGGUUGGCGCCGGACGCGACAGAGGAAGAACUUUGCGGCUGUACAUUUUGCACAGGAUGCGUCCCGUUCAUACGGAUGCCCCAAGGAAACCGUGGUUGGUUUUUCAGAAGCACUUGGUUCCACGUCGUGCAACUUGAGGUGGGAUGGGGAAAGGUGAAGUUUCCUUUGUUUCUCUUUCUUUCUUUCUUUCUUUCUUUCUUUCUUUCUUUCUUUCUUUCUUUCUUUCUUUCUUUCUUUCUUUCUUUCUUUCUUUCUUUUUGUAUUCUUUCCACUGCAGAGAAUUUUUCUAAAGCAGGUCCAGUCCUAAUGGCACCCUGUUGGGUCCUCUCCGCCUCCUUUUUCGACUCUCGUUUCCUUAUUAUUAUUAUUAUUAUUUUGUUUUUAAUCAUCUCUCCCCUCCCCCCCUUUUUUGUAAUGAGCUGUCGUUCUCGUGCGUCCAGUGUGUUGUGAAAAUUGGGGGGGGGGAGGGAGGGGGGAAAGGAGGAGAAAAAAAAAAAACAGCAAAAGCUGGGCAGGGGAAAUCCCUUUCACUACACGAACCGUCGAACAGUAUUUCUGAACGAGUAUUUGUUGCAAAACUGUAGACAGUUACCCACUGAUAACACUACUUGUGUUUUGAUUUAUUUUUUUUUUUCUUUUAAAAGAAAACUGUACAGCUUAAAAGCGUCUGUCUCUUAAAGAGGCAGUGUAUUUCGUACUGUCUGUUUCUCGGCUGGAAGAAAGGAACCGUUUUUUUUUUUUCCUGGUUUGAUGCAAAGCCCCACAUCAGCCCCGGACUCUUAAGGCAGGGAAGAUGGGACUUUUCUGCAAAUCUGCCGCCUUCCCUCGCCGCGGACAGGUCAGAGUUCUGCACUGGCUCUUUAACGUGGCUUUACGCUCUGUCUCUCUUCGGCGUUCAUAUGCAUAUUAUGGUCCUGUUUUCGGUGUCCUUAUAAACGAAUCCUGUUUUUAAAUGUGCCAAGUUGUAUAUAUCUUAACCUUCCUUUUCUUGCGUGAUUGUAAAGCAAUAUGGUAAACUCUCUCUCCAUGUUCCUUCCGGACGGACCAAGCUUGUCCACCGCUGUACAUUCUUGUUGACUAUAUAAUUCUUGUUUUAAUCUUAGUUUGAAACGAUGACAGGAGGAAAAAAACAA